AUGGGCAGACCUGCACCUUUUGGUGGUCUUUGCAGCAGAAGUACGGGUAAUGUUGAGAAUUUCAUGGUAUGCUUCGAGCAAGAAGUAAACUUUGUGAUUCUGCUUUUGGCAAGCUUGGUGGGUGCCCGCGACCACUGUUCCGGGCUUCACAAGAGAUUGCUGCUCAGCAAGUACCGCGCGGAAGUUACAAGUACCUGUCGCCGGGGCUCGAGCUCAGCACUCACCAUGGCUGCUGUGCCUGUGGUGCUCUGCGACAUCACGAACCAGGCAUCUGCACCUGACGGUUGUGACCUUCUCUACACGCCAGAGACGCUGCGAACUCCAACCAGAAAGCCUUUCAGUUUGUAUUUCACAGAGGAUGACAGCGAGAUGUAUGAGCAGAACCACAGAGUGCCGCAAAGUGGGCGACCAUCAACCUCCGGUUGCAGGGCGUUGUCGGAGGGGUCUUGUCUUCGAAGGAGCUCCGUUGGAAAGUCGCAAGCUCGGCGCACUUCUAUCUUGGAGCUCGGACCGGAGGAGAGAAUGCGAGCUCUGGGUGUCCGAGACACCAUGCUGCCAAGCGGAUUCCCUCGAGCAGGUGCCUGCAUCUCCAGCUGCUUGUGCGGGCUGUCAGAGCUUCCGAGGUGGCAAAAGGCGCUGAUUGCCGGUGGUGGCCUUGCGGUCGCCGGUGCUGGCCUGUACAUUGCACAAGCAGCAGGCGAUGUCUACCAGGUGGAAGAUGUCGAUCGCUUCUACCAAGUCGUGGAUCCCGACAUGGGAAUCAAUCUGCGCGCUGAGCCAGACACCUUUGCAGCAGGCACUGCAUACGUCCUCAUACCCGGCGAGGCAUUUCACGUGUCUCGCGUUAUCCGACAUGGGGGCCAGGAGUACCUUUCCCUUAGCGACGGGCGUGGUUGGGCCUUUACACGGAGCAAAGCUGGUGCAAUAAUUUGUGAGAGAUGUACCGAAGAGGAGGUCCAGCAAGCUGGAGGCACAGCCUUGGAUCAGGUGGAGGCAAUGCUCAGGAGCAACCUUGCGCUCUGCAAGCAGCUCGAGGCUUCCGAGACAGAGGAUUCCCUCAGGCAGAUGGCCAAGAGGGUGCUGCUUGCAAAAGAAGAGAUGCCAAGCUGA
Molecule: messenger RNA, 1110 nt
Organism: Symbiodinium sp. CCMP2592
Lineage: Eukaryota; Dinophyceae; Suessiales; Symbiodiniaceae
Source: the annotation of a GenBank genome assembly